Drosophila guanche is the source of this 1000-nucleotide messenger RNA. It is a transcript of the gene Pmi, whose product is annotated as transmembrane protein 11 homolog, mitochondrial. The transcript has 4 exons. Bases 67 to 585 code for a protein of 172 amino acids. NCBI's taxonomy places the organism in Eukaryota, Metazoa, Arthropoda, Insecta, Diptera, Drosophilidae. The record is from RefSeq and is a predicted model, not a curated record. Gene Ontology annotation, cellular component: mitochondrial inner membrane. Gene Ontology annotation, biological process: inner mitochondrial membrane organization.
AUCGAUAAGUCCGCUGUCAACUGCUAUAUAUGCAACAUUAACAAACAAAACAACAUUAACAACAAAAUGGUUAGCAGAGGCAUAGAAAGUGCGAGCAAAGUGCCGACAUUCCAUGUCAUACGGGAGGUGUACGAUAGCUCCAAUGCCCACGAGCGCUUCGAGGCCGAGCUGGAGAAGGCGCUGGAAGCCAAGGUAGACUUUAUUAUCAUCGAGCCGCCUCGCCUCGGCGACGAAACAGGUCGCUGGAUUUGGGUUGGCAAUUGUCUGCACAAAUCGGCUGUGGCCACCGGAGCUGUCUCGCUGCUAGCCAGUUUGCUGUGGCACGACAGGCCCAUUGUUGCGGCACCCAUCUGUGCGCUCUCACUCUUCUGCACGGGCCUGUACACAGUUUCCUGGAACUCGGAUCCUUGUUGUCAAUAUCAGGUGGAGAACGAUGCCGUACUGGAGAAGCUGCCACUAACAGAUGUAUCCUCGCCUGUGAUCCUGGGCUUUGCGCCCAAUUCAAAAACCAAAUACUUGCACCGUGGCGUCACUUUCCUGUCUGCAGCGCUGUGCGCUUGGCAGAUCUGGCGGUCAUACAAGUAGAGGCCAGGCAGCAGCAUGUGGGGAUUAAACAAUAAUUAAUAAGUUUAUUUUAGGCACCUAAGCGAAUGCAUUUGAUUUAGAUUUCCCCCUCGUACCAGUAACCAGCAACCAGUAGCCAGUCUUGUGUCUUGUGUGACACACACACACACACACACACACACACACACACACAAAUUGCAUGUGAUUGAAAGUGUAAAUUGUUGUAAAAGCAUCGUGUAAAAGUCUCAGUUGUUACCAGCGCCAUGCUCAUGUCUUAUUUUCGACGUAUGCCCACGAUAAAAGUUGGUCUUUUAAAUGAGGAGCAGAGUCAGUCCAUUGUUCGGAGAAAGCGCUGUAUAAAUAAUUAAGUAAAAUGCCCAAUAUUCUGUGUAUAAAUCAAUUAAUCAUUGUUACUAGCAAUUAAUUAAACAAACAA